Bacillus rossius redtenbacheri is the source of this 2805-nucleotide messenger RNA. RefSeq names its product 5-demethoxyubiquinone hydroxylase, mitochondrial (gene Coq7). Gene Ontology annotation, biological process: regulation of gene expression; ubiquinone biosynthetic process; determination of adult lifespan. Gene Ontology annotation, cellular component: mitochondrial inner membrane; nucleus. The transcript has 5 exons. Gene Ontology annotation, molecular function: 3-demethoxyubiquinol 3-hydroxylase activity. The record is from RefSeq and is a predicted model, not a curated record. Lineage: Eukaryota; Metazoa; Arthropoda; Insecta; Phasmatodea; Bacillidae. Bases 372 to 950 code for a protein of 192 amino acids.
GAAAGAAGCGCGGUACAGCACUGAGCAGGCCCAGUUAAAAUUCAGGAGACUACGGCUGCGUACGCACCUGCGUGAAAGGAGGGCCAUUUCAACUCGAAAACAUGCCUCACUGCGAUGUUCCACAAGAAUCGUGACAACUGACAACACUUUGGGCUUCUAUUGUACCUCGUAACACUCCAACAUCGUCACCAGGUGGAGCAUUGCUCUGCACCUCCCACCCGCGUGCAGUACCUAGACUCUGCCACACUGCACCAUGUCUCGGCCACGCCCAUGGUGCACCAUCCUGUAGACCACACUCGGAGAGGCCACGGACCAGUGGCAAGAAGCAUCACAUCAUGUUCAGAGAAAGUGCACUUUUGUGACAGCUGAAGAUGUUCUGCUCAAGAUGGGCCAGCAAGCUGCCUGCAAAGAGUGGACUCCGAAUGUUGAGUGCCAACCCCGAAGUGCACGCCAUCAUCCGAGUGGACCAUGCAGGAGAGCUGGGCGCAGACAGGAUAUACGCAGGGCAAAUGGCAGUGUUGGGUAAUUCAGCCAUUGCUUCACAAAUACAACACAUGUGGGAUCAAGAGAAGGAGCAUAAGGCGAAGUUUGAAGAGUUGAUUUAUAAAUACAGAGUUCGUCCAACUAUCAUGACACCCAUAUGGAACGUAGCAGGAUUUAUUCUUGGUGCAGGUUCCGCCUUGCUGGGGCAGAAGGCUGCCAUGGCGUGCACGGUGGCGGUGGAGUCUGUGAUAGUGGAUCACUACAACGAGCAGCUGCGCACUCUCAUGGCAGACCCUGGGGCCAACGCGGAGUUGCUGGAGACCAUCCGCAAGUUCCGCGACGACGAGCAGGAGCACCACGACCUGGGACUGGACCACGGGGCCGAGCAAGCGCCGUUCUACCAGCUGCUUAGCGAAGUCAUCAAGUUUGGAUCCAAAGCAGCCAUUAGUAUUUCUAAAGUCAUAUAGCUGCUGUAUGUUUGUUUGCCACAAAAUAUUUAAAACAAUAUAACAUGGUAUGUGUAAAUGAUCAGUCUGAACUCUAAAGUUAUACAUGCCAAUUAAGUUCGUAGAUGAUUGUCAGUUUUCACAUAUGUUUCCCCAAUAUGUCUUUUUUUUUCAAUUGUUAAUAUAUUAUAUACUGUGCUUCAUGUAAAGGUCACUUAGAACUUUAUGAACUUGGUUCAUCAUAAUGUCUUUAUUAAUGAAUUUAUAUAAUUCCUGAAGACUGACAUUAGGACAUUCAUGCAAGCAGACAUACUUACCCAGUAUUAUAAACUCCUAUCCCCAAAAAUCAUUAACAUGUUUUACUAAUGAAUGACACAAUAUAUCACAGAAAAAAAGUAUAUUGUAAAACUGUAUAAGUUAAUACAAACAGAUGUAAUACGUGCACUGUGUAGCUCCUCACAACCGGCAUGCCUACAAGUAAGUGUCCAAACUUCCAUUAGCGCACCUCUUUAAAACUUCCGUAGCAGCAAUUUUAUUUUUUAUUUGACAAGACCAUCAAGUUUUAAAUGGGCUUAAAAGAAUAUUGGUACCAACACUGUGCUCAUUAAUUAUGCUACGGGUCACACCCAAACCUCCCUUCUUCAUCACAUAAAUCUGAAGUGAAGGAAGCAAACUAGAAAGUGUAGACAGGAGUCAUUUUUUGAUAACAAUUUAGGAUCAUAAGCAUAACUAACGUAAUGUGCAACAUCUACCUCUAUUUAGUGAGAUCCAGUUAUUAUUUUGAUAUGUACCUCCUUCACAGUGUCGCCCCUGGAAGCCAAUGGGGCAGCUGCAAGUUCCCGGAGAGGUACAGCUGCCUCCAUUCAUGCACUGAGGAUAGCACAGCGCUGUCUUGCAAUACUGCCCCAUGUAGCCUUCUGGACACUGGCAUAUUUUAUCAUGGUUACACCAGCCUCCAUUGGCACAGCGCUUGUCGCACUCCGGAUCAGGUCCUGAAAGAGUACGUCCCCCACCUGAGUGUAAUCAGGAUGGCAGUCACGAAGCACAGUAUGAUUCAAUCUGCAGUGAUUUAGAAGUACAUAACACAGGCAGAGACUGCAAGAUACUUUGAAAGCAUAAGCAUCCUUCACCAUAAUUAAAAAUAUACAUUAAUUUUAUUCAAAAUACAUAAUUUACCAAACAUUAGAGCACUGACAUAUCCACAUCCUAAUUAAAACUGACUCCAUCAAUAUUUGGACCUACCCAGUAAAAUUGCCAAAAGAGUGACAACUUGUGGUUAAUGUCAGGGACAAUAGCACACAAAAAAGCAUGACAAUUUAGAGUUUAGUGGCUUGGCUUAUUACUCAGGACUUGUAACAGUAAGCAACUUUAUGAUUUUUUUUAUUUGAUUUAUAACAUUACUAAAUAUAGCUAAUUUUUUUACUUUUAAUGUGCACAGAAAAUACUCUUUAGUUUCUAAAAAAAAAAACUUACUAGCUGAAUAUAAUAGAUAUUUAAUAUACAGUAGUUUCAAGUAGCCUAUGAGAUCGCAUCUUUCAAGUCCAAUGUAUGAACUAGUCCAACAGGAAUGAUGCUACUUGGAAUCUGAUAAUUUACCACGAGUUGUGCACAACAUGACAUAUUAUAACAGCAAAGAAAAGAACACACCAAAGGUAAAUGUUAUAUAAAGCAUAUAGGAAAUAAAUUCACAAAAAUGCCUUCUGUGAUUGUUUUACAUAGCACAAAGAUGAAGAAAAAAUAUAUUUAUAGAAAAUUCUCUGUGAAGUGAAAAAGGUGUAAAAAUCUACUGAGAAUUUGUUAGAUGUAUUUCAAAAACCACUGUAUCAAUGGUUACUCAAAUAAGAAAAAAAUAAUUAAAUAUGUGUGUGUGCAUGCA